AUGGGUCAGAUUGCCUCCACGAUUUUCCAAAGUGCCGAUAAAGAAGAGCAGUAUCGAAAGUAUCGCAACUUGGCCAGUGAACAGGCCAAACUACGUAAUGAUUGUUUCCUGCAAUCGCAAGAUGCCUAUAAAAAUAAACAAGGAAAAAAGGCAAAGGAACUAUCGCUAAAAGGAAAAGAACACGGAAGAACAAUGGAUCAAUAUAACGCCAAAGCCGUUGAGAUCAUCUUCACUGCAAAUAAUGAGAAUCGUCCGAACGAUGAAAUCGACCUUCAUGGAUUGUUUGUCAAGGAGGCGCUCGAAAAAACAAAACAAAAAAUCGAAUACUGCGAAAAACUCAAUAUCGACCAUCUGACCAUAAUUGUGGGACGCGGUAAUCACUCUCAAGAUGGUAUCGCAAAACUAAAGCCCGCUAUUGCGGAAUUAAUGGAGAAAUAUCAAUUGAGUUGCACACAGGACAAGCCGACCAUAGGUUGUUUAUAUGUGGAAUUCGGAAAUGCCCAUCGAAAGGCGGAUUUAGGUUUCUUGUCUUUCUUCGAAAGUAAAUGCGUGAUUUGUUAG
This is a messenger RNA of Acaulospora morrowiae, 561 nucleotides long. Lineage: Eukaryota; Fungi; Glomeromycota; Glomeromycetes; Diversisporales; Acaulosporaceae. The record is from the annotation of a GenBank genome assembly.